CUUCUCCCCGUCCUCCGUCAUCACUCCCCCCCAAAACAACAUACCGGUAGCCAACGCCUUUUGUUCUGCUUUCCGGCUUUUCACCUCGACCCUUCCCCUACCCCUGCCCUUGGCCUCUGCUUGACUCGAAAUCUUGCCUUUGAUCUAGGAAGUUAUUACCGCUCAACAUGGUCCAAUUUUCCGAAGAAACCAAGGAGCGUAUCUCCAAAGUCAUUGACGUUUCCAGAGUUGCUAUCCACUACGGAUAUCUUCCUCUGAUCAUCUAUCUCGGCUACACUUAUAGCGAGCCUAGACCUUCACUUUUCAAGCUGUUCUCGCCACUUGCAUAGAGUCGUGGAAGGCUUAGUCGCAUCACAUACGAGGCCUCCCUCCAAAAAAUAGUGCAUCUGAGAUCCUAAUUCCUCAAUCUGUGGCGAGUAUGAAAUUGGGUUGAACCGGUCCUUCUGCACGGAGCCUCGGCCUCUCGCCUACUCGCCGGUGAGGAAAUACGAAACAGUAUUUGCAGGAGUUCAACAAAGACGGAGGGGUAUUUCUAACACUGUGUUGGGAUUUGUAAUUUCUUUCAUUUUUUGGUUUUGGUUUGGUUCUUGCGAAUGACUUAAUUUGACUUCUUCUUUCACCUCUUCAUUCUUCUCUCCCGUUUCAGGGUAUCAUACAUGAGAGUGACGCG
Aspergillus japonicus CBS 114.51 is the source of this 670-nucleotide messenger RNA. RefSeq names its product mitochondrial import receptor subunit TOM7. Gene Ontology annotation, cellular component: mitochondrial outer membrane translocase complex; mitochondrial outer membrane. NCBI's taxonomy places the organism in Eukaryota, Fungi, Ascomycota, Eurotiomycetes, Eurotiales, Aspergillaceae. Gene Ontology annotation, biological process: protein insertion into mitochondrial outer membrane; protein import into mitochondrial matrix. The transcript has 5 exons. The record is from RefSeq and is a predicted model, not a curated record. The coding region runs from base 168 to 329 and encodes 53 amino acids.